AUGAGCAGCAGGAUCGACAUACAGAUGCUGGGUGUGGUGGCGAGUACCCUCUCCCCGUGCCGGGAAAGUGGAGCCUGGCGGAUCCCUGGUUCACUGGCCAACCAAUCCAUCCUUGCUGGGGAGCUUCAGGCAAUUCCCGGACACCCAUCCUCACCACCCGUGGUGAACACUGUUCAUGGCAAAGUCCUGGGGAAGUACGUCAGCUUAGAAGGAUUCGAACAGCCUGUGGCCGUCUUCCUGGGAGUUCCCUUUGCCAAGCCUCCUCUUGGCUCACUGAGGUUUGCUCCACCACAGCCUGCAGAGCCCUGGAGCUUCGUGAAGGAUGCUACCUCCUACCCUCCUAUGUGCUCCCAAGAUGCUACGGUAGGGAAAAUGCUCUCCGAUCUCUUCACUAACAGAAAGGAGAACAUUCCUCUCCAGUUUUCUGAAGACUGUCUCUACCUAAAUAUUUACACUCCUGCCAACUUGACAAAGAGCAUGAGGCUGCCGGUGAUGGUGUGGAUCCAUGGAGGUUCUCUGGUGGUGGGUGGGGCAUCCACCUAUGAUGGACUGGCCCUCUGUGCCCAUGAGAACGUGGUAGUGGUGGCCAUUCAGUAUCGCCUGGGCAUCUGGGGAUUCUUCAGCACAGGAGAUGAACACAGCCGGGGGAACUGGGGCCACCUGGAUCAGCUGGCUGCAUUACGCUGGGUUCAGAACAACAUUGUCAACUUUGGAGGAGACCCAGACUCUGUGACCAUCUUUGGAGAGUCAGCAGGAGGUGAAAGUGUCUCUGUUCUUGUGUUGUCUCCUCUGGCCAAGAACCUCUUCCACAGGGCCAUUUCUGAGAGUGGUGUGGCCCUCACCCCUGGUAUGGUCAGGAAAGAUGUCAAACCUGUCGCUGAGCAAGUUGCCAUUGCUGCUGGGUGUAAAACAACCACAUCAGCUGCCAUGGUUAACUGCCUUCGCCAGAAGACAGAGAACGAACUCAUGGAGAUCAACCUGAAAUUGAAACCUUUUAAGGUCAAUUUACUUGGAGACCUCAGAGAGAGCUGCCCCUUCCUGCCGACUGCAGUUGAUGGAGUGUUCCUGCCGAAGACUCCAGAAGAGAUCCUGGCUGAGAAGAACUUCAAUACGGUCCCCUACAUGGUGGGCAUCAACAAGCAAGAGUUUGGUUGGCUUCUUCCACUGAUUAUGGGAUAUCCACUCUCUUCAGGCAAACUGGACCAGAAGACAGCCACAUCUCUUCUGAGGAAAUCGAGUCCCUUUCUCAAUGUCUCCGAGGAUGUGAUUCCUGCAGCCAUUAAGGAAUACUUAGGAGGGGCAGAAGACCUUGUCCAAAACAGAGACCGGUUUGUAGACUUGAUCGGAGAUGUGUUAUUUGCCGUGCCAUCUGUCAUUGUGGCUCGUCGUCACAGAGAUGCCGGAGCCCCCGUCUACAUGUAUGAAUUUCAGUAUCGCCCAAGCUUCUCAUCGGAUCUGAAACCUGAGAUGGUGACGGGUGACCAUGGGGAUGAACUCUUCUCAGUAUUUGGUGCCCCAUUUACAAAAGGGGGUGCCUCAAGUGAAGAGAUCAAUGUCAGCAAGAUGGUGAUGAAGUUUUGGGGCAAUUUUGCUUGGACUGGGAACCCCAAUGAGAAGACAUUGUCUGCAUGGCCAGAAUAUGAUCAGAACGAAGGAUACUUGAAGAUUGGUGCAACCACUCAGGCAGCCCAAGGGCUGAAGGAUAAGGAAGUGGCAUUUUGGACUAAAGUCUGGACCAAGGAGGAAGUCGAGAAGCUCCUCCAGGAAAAAAAUUGA
Molecule: messenger RNA, 1776 nt
Organism: Microtus ochrogaster (prairie vole)
Lineage: Eukaryota; Metazoa; Chordata; Mammalia; Rodentia; Cricetidae
Product: liver carboxylesterase 1-like
Exons: 15
Coding region: 1-1776 (591 amino acids)
Source: RefSeq, a predicted model, not a curated record